Oppiella nova is the source of this 383-nucleotide messenger RNA. Lineage: Eukaryota; Metazoa; Arthropoda; Arachnida; Sarcoptiformes; Oppiidae. The record is from the annotation of a GenBank genome assembly.
CCGGCCAUCUUCGCCUGGGAGAUCAGGGAUCUGUUGCGCCGGGAAUUAGUCACUUAUAACCAAAACCGCAAUCAAAAUGAGUCCACUUCUGGCACGUCCUCAUCGGCCGGAGAGUCAGACCUUAACGAAUGGCACGAAUGCUCUCUUCGAUUGGACCCCCAAUUCAAACACAUCUUCUGCUCCAGAAUCCAAACAAACGAAUAAUACAUUGAAUAAUGAGAUGAAUAGGAAAUCUCAGAGUCAAUGCCAACCUGUUUUGGCGAGGAGACGGCAAAAGAAAUUCAAGUCUUAUUCAAUUGAAGAGAUACUUAAAAAUGAUGACAUCUGUGAAGAUACUGGUGAUGAAGUGGUUUGCAAUGAGAGCCCAAAUGUUAACAUUUAUC